AUGAACCACCUCCUCAUCAACAGAAGACCAAGGAGAAGAACACCUCCUCAUUCAACAGAUGACCAAGAGAAGAACCCACCUCCUCAUCAACAGAAGUCCAAGGAGAGGAACCUCCUCUUCAUCAACAGAAGACCCAAGGAGAUGAACCAACCUUCUCAUCAAAAGAAGGCCAAGGAGAAGAACCACCUCCUCAUCAACGAAGACCCAAGGAGAUGGUGGUGGUUUUCCGCAGACAGUCACUCUGCCCGCUCCAGCUCCAGUGAACAUCCAGGAAAGGACAUCGAGAGAGUGGUCUCGCUUACAAGUACCGUGGGUGUUCAUCUGGAACACAAACUGGACUGGAGUCAUAACACAGACGCCCCCUUCAAGAAAGGCUCAGAUGCCGCGGCUACCUGCUGA
Molecule: messenger RNA, 399 nt
Organism: Knipowitschia caucasica
Lineage: Eukaryota; Metazoa; Chordata; Actinopteri; Gobiiformes; Gobiidae
Source: the annotation of a GenBank genome assembly